AUAAGGAACACAUUUUACAAGUGCAGGAAGAGGGAGGAUCGCAGACGAGGGACUCCUUCGCUACCGGGCACCUGGGACACCGUCACCGUGCUUCACACUCGUCUUCUACCUGGAUCCCAGUGGAUUGGCUAACCAACCGGUGGAUUCUUUAUUUUUAAUAGACGCUCGCGCCACAUCAUUUCAGAAGCUGGGACCAUUCCUCCGCGUUAUCUGCACAUCCCCCCCCCCCCACCCCCCUCCACCCUCUGGCUCCACCGCUACGGACUGAGAUUUGUUGUGAUUCUGCUCCGCGCACAAAGUGCAUCUGUCGGCAAUCCGGUGCUGAGGAUAUCUCCACUCUGUCAACCAGGACGGCACGCAGCCACCGUCGGAUCAGACUACAGAGACGAGCGAGAGAGAGAGAGACAGUUUGUGUGUGUCAGAGAGGGACACAGAGAGCGAGCGAGAGAGAGAGAGGGGCAGUGAGAGAGAGUCCGAUCCACAGUGUGUCUGAGGCAGAUUAAAGCCCGGGCGGAGGACUGGAGUCAAACAGCUCUCCUAGAGAAGUGAACCGACACAUCCUCUCCCGUUUUCCUCGCCAUCCCUUUCCUCCUCCUCUCCUCCUCUUCUUCCUUCUCCCAUUCUCCAACAUCUAGAGGACUGCCAGUCGCGACCGCCACCUGCGCCUCUUCACGUCUCCUCUUCUCCUCCUCUUCCUCUAUCUCACCCUCACAGUACGUUACCGACCACCGGCGGGCACGGCGCUCGCGGCUCUAGCACUUGUGGAAAUAUUUCCAUUGAUCCCGGCAGCGGGAGAGAGAGAGAGACAGAGAGACUUGAGCGAGCAUCCGCCCCGAGGCUACCGGACCGGUGAGCUUCCCCAUCAGCAGCAGACAUUCUGCCCAUCUGCUGUCCGGCGCGCGAAGCCCCCGUCUUCCCCCCGGAGGACCGGCUAGCGACAGAGCGGUGCGGACGGCAAAGACAGGAACCGCACAGCCUCCCCCGCAGCCUCUAUCCCAUUGCUAGCUACUUGGAAGCUUGCGACCCCCGUGUCACCAUUCCCUGCCUCAGUGCUAAGGAUUUCAGCUACAUGGGCAAGCGAUUGGAGCAGCAGCCAAUGUACCCUCAGUACACCUACUACUACCCCCACUAUCUCCAGACCAAGCAGUCCUAUGCUCCACCCCCUCAUCCCAUGGCUCCUCCCAGCCCAAGCACCAACAGCUGCAGCCAGGGAGGGGCGGAGCAGCUGAGUAAGACCAACCUGUAUAUCCGAGGCCUGCCACCUGGGACCACCGACCAGGACCUCAUCAAACUCUGCCAACCGUAUGGAAAAAUAGUGUCAACCAAAGCCAUCCUGGAUAAAAACACCAACCAGUGCAAAGGAUAUGGCUUUGUGGAUUUUGACAGCCCGGCUGCAGCACAGAAGGCCGUGUCGUCUCUCAAAGCCACCGGGGUGCAGGCCCAAAUGGCCAAGCAACAGGAGCAGGACCCCACCAACCUGUACAUCUCCAACCUGCCAGUGUCGAUGGAUGAGCAGGAGCUGGAGAACAUGCUGAAGCCCCUGGGUCACGUCAUCUCCACGAGGAUACUGAGGGAUGCCAACGGGGUCAGCAGAGGAGUCGGCUUCGCCAGGAUGGAGUCCACAGAGAAGUGUGAAGUAGUGAUACAGCAUUUCAAUGGCAAAUACCUGAAAACCCCGCCAGGCAUUCCAGUUCCCUCGAGCCCCUUGCUAUGCAGGAGAGCAGAUGGAAAGGGGCAGAGAGGGAAAGAAGGUGAUGGGAGUUACCUUCACGGCGCCCGUGAACCCUGGGGGAAUGACCGCCAGCCUCAUGGGGUGAAUUCAGCUUUCGACCCAUCCGAUCUGCAAAAUGGGUUCUACUCCUCGCCUUACAGCAUCGCUACCAACCGCAUGAUCGCACAGACCUCCAUCACGCCCUUCAUCGCUGCUUCCCCCGUUUCCACAUAUCAGGUCCAGAGUACGUCAUGGAUGCCUCACCAACAAUAUGUAAUGCAACCUACAGGUGCAGUGAUCACGCCAGCCAUGGACCACACUAUGUCCAUGCAGCCUGCCAGCAUGAUGGGCCCUCUCGCCCAGCAGAUGAACCAUCUGUCCAUGGGCACUACAGGAAGUUACAUGACUGCUGCAGCUGCCGCGGCGCCUAUGCAAGGGACCUACAUUCCCCAGUACACUCCUGUGCCUCCAACAGCCGUCCCUGUCGAAGGAGUGGUGACGGACGCCUCCCCCCAGACGGUGGCUCCCUCGUCACAGGAGGUGUCCGGCCAGCAGCAGAUCCAGUUGGACAGCGCCGCCGACCACGUUCCUGCUUACUCAUACCAGUCCAAAUAACGGCCUGAGUGAAUGUUCCUGUGACAGCGUUGCCUUGAGACAGAAGGUGGCUGCACUGUGUAUGUGAGGAAAAGAGAAAAGAGAGAGAGAUUGCUUCCAGAUUGCCCAGGCACCAAAAAAGAGACACUUUUUUCAGUUCCUACCUGGCCGACGAGAGAGAAACAAAGAGGAGAAAAAAAAGAUGAGAGGAGGCGAAGAGUGCUGAGGAAGGGGAUGGGGAAAUUGCUGGGCACAGUGCAAAAAAAAAGUGAAAUUGUUUAGUCUGGGAAGCUGCCGGAAGUGCUGGGCUGAAGCUUGAAAAGUUUCUCAAAGAAAAUUCUCAACCAAUAAAAAAGAAAAAAAAGGAUAGAAAAAAGAAAAAGAAGAAAUUUAAAAAAAAAGGUUGAAUGCGCAGGUAGGCGAUGAAGUUUAUUUUGUAAUUAGAAAACGGGAGUCAAGUUUGACACACAGAGAUUGUCUUCCUCAGAUAUUAAGCUACAGUUUCUUUUCACUCUUUUUUAUGUUCUAGUGUUACAUUUUACUUUUCUAGAUAUAUUCGAAAAUCAAUGUUUUUUUUCUUUCUUGAAUCUUCAUGGCCUUAAUUUGAAGGGCGGCAGAAACUUUUUACAGAGUUUUAAGUCUGACGUCUGGUUGGGAAUUAAAAAAAUAAGCAAACAAAAUCAGUCUCUUGGACCACAUGGAGGGUGCAAGACGCUGGAGGAGUUGUUCAAAAGAGGAAAUAAGAAUCUAUCACAUAAGCUGUACAGAUUUAAUAGAGAAGAGCUUUUUUCUUUUCUUCAUUAGAAGAAAACUUUGAUAAUUAUUAUGUCAGAGGUAACUAAGUGUCAGAAGAAAACAAAACGUCUGUUGGGGACUUGUGUGGGGGGGGGAAGCUUUGAAGAGUUUUUUCACAAUGAGGAAAAAAUUAAAACAUAAGAAAACAUGCUGCAUUGUGAAUGCAGUCUGUUGCAAAUGCUGAACUUGUUUUUUAUUAUCAUUAUUAUUAUUUUACAUGGCAACGUUGCUGUCGAUGACAUUAGUGCUUUUUAUCUGCCACAUUUUACCUUUUUUAUGAGCUUAAAGAUGUUUUUAGCCCGCUUUGCUUGUCACUGCAAAAAAAGAGGGGGGAAAAAAUAACAAAAAAAUAAUAAAAUACAAAAAACAAUAAUACAAAAAAAGAUUUUAAAAAUGUCUGGCAGUGAAAUAAAAACAGUAGAUUCAGUAGGAGCUUAUGGUUUAAACCAAUCAGUGCAAAAGCAAUAGAGGAAAUUGUUGACAAUUUCUGUAGUCUUUCCUAGUUGUGGAUCAAAUGCAGCCCAUGGAUGGCCAUUUUUAUACCAAAGAUGAAGAGACACUCUGAAACAGAGUUUUGUUUUAUUUUGUUUUCCUUUCUUUUCAUUUUUCAGUUUGAUUUUGUUGUUGUUGUUGUUGAUGCUGUUGUUGUUGAUGAUGUUAAUGUUGAUAUUGUUGUUGUUGAUGUUGCUGUUGUUGUUUUUUAUUUGACCUCGAUGGCCGGACCAGUCCUCACUAUCCUUCCCAACAGAUUCUUUUUCACCGGGUAUAAGCUAGUUUUCCACGGUUGUCACACACACACACACACACACACAUAAAUAUCUCAAAACACACACACUUACUGUACAAACACACACAUCCAACAGUAUUUAAAGUGAUGCAACCAGUGCUCCCAACAGUCCUUUCUCUUCAUCACCUGGUCUUGUCCUUUUUCUUCACACGUCACAUGACUCUUGCGAUGCUUACACACACCGCCGGUGCAUUCCACCUCUCUCUAUGUCUCUCUCUCUCUUUCUCUCUCACAGAUCCUGCAGGGAAAAACUUUAGGAAACAGAUUGUGGAAAGCUCCGUGGUCGUCGACACAUUGCUUCCAGCUCCGGUGGUUUUUGUCUUUAAGUCACCGCAGCUCACUCAACCUUCCCUCUGCACACUGAGCACCAGGACUGAUCUCCCUGUUAAUCUCCGUCAUGUCCCAUCUAACCCAGAAUACCAGAGGAGUGGUGUUUGCUGCAUAUUGGACAGGUGUGUGACUCUUUAGCAAUGAUUGCAUAAACUUGUAUGGCACUUAAUGGUAUUUACGGAGAAGAUUUAAAACAAUCAUGAGGAAGUAAUUGAAUCAUUUGACAUAUGUCAUGCUUCUCCCCGAGAGUUAAACGAGAAGUACAACGUCGCCCUCUCGUCUGUAUAUGAAGCUACCGCCGGCAGCUGGUUAGCUUAGCACAAAGGCUGGAAACAGGGGGAGACGGCGAGGACAACAUCCACCUACCAGCACCUCUGAAGCUCAAUAACUAAAGCUAGAAUUUUGUUUUCUCGGUACAAGAAACAAAGUGUAAACGCGACCCCUUGUGGUUGUUUGGGGGAUUACGCGCCGGACUGUUUCUUGGCCAAACUCGGUAAUUAACUGCAGUCUCGUCGGCACCGUGAGCUUGACGUGCAACCGGCCGAGACUCCAGGAAGUGCUUGUGAACAAGCUCCUGGAACAUUGAUCUGACCAGUGAGCGUUGUGAGACCGUCACUGUGGCGCCAACAAGCCGUGAACAGGUGUGUCUAAAGGGCCGCUGGGUAACUCGCCUCCUCACGAGCAGCAACAAGACGUUGGUGGCAGCUUCGGCCUCGUGUCCGUUGCUCCCCUGCUUGUCCCAAAACGACCGCGUCACGUCUUAUCCGGUCCUCCCGUCCCAGAGCUGUGUGAGGUGUUCAAUGAGUUCCCCCCCUGAGGGUUGUCCCCCUGAAGCCAUUGCCUGUGGGACGGCGGCCGUUCCUGCCUCUGUGGCGCUAAAGAGACCCUCGUUCUCCUCGCCCCAUAAUGUGCCAUGGCCGAGCCGGCGCUCCUGUUGCUCUCAUUGUCCCUCCCGCUCACUCCUCUCUCUCUCUCUGAGGUUUCUUCUCUUUAUUGGAUGGUGCAGAAGCAGAACCACAAACCAAUUUCAGUCACUCUCGCAAUGAGGCUUGACGGGCCCAAUUUGUCUCCCUCCGGGGCAAUCGGAUCCACUCCAGCGUCCCCUCCAAAGACCCCUUUCUCUCAGACGGAGGGAGCUUUUUGUUUGGCGACGUUUGCACGAGACCUCUCGCAGUUCACGGGACUCACUGCGAUCUCCGGCCCGGCGCCGCAUUGUCGGGCCGCGACGGCGUCGUCGUGCGCAUCGCGGCGACAUCCGCAACCCACGGCAAAACUGUACAUCGAGUGCCUUUGAACAAAGCUUCCGAAUAAUUCCAAAUGAUCCGUGUGACAAUGUCUUUCAAACAGCAAAGCACAUGGAAGAGCCUAUUUGUUUCAGAUGUGCUGAAGAGAUGCUGCUCAGUACAGAAGCUACUUUAUGGUGCUAAAGAGGAAGCCGUCUCGGACUUGUGUCCCCUGACCUCUGUGAAGAGCCGGCCACUGUUCAACACUCGGCCUGCAGCCCACCUGUCCACUUAGAGACACACAGACGGAACAGGCUGGUUCCUCAACCUCCCGGUCGAAGCCAUACACACAUUUAUUUAUUUCCCUCAGUCGGUGUUAUCACCUGCUUAUUUACGAAGGGGUCAGAAGCCAAAUGUGUCCCUCAAAGUGUCUCUCAACGACCGUUCUGCUGUUUAUUGUCCAAUCAAAUCGACACCUGCCCGUUUACUUUCUGCCACUCAACAUCUGCCUGUCCUCGCCUCGAGGCCGUGUCGGCCGUUACUCCCCAUGAACAAGUCCCCGCCCCGUUAGGCUCUUAAACGGAUCACAAGUUUGGGCUUUUGGAGCUCGUCCCAACGUCAUUGUUGCAUGAACUCGCUGCAUUUCAAGUAACCUUACCAGUUCAAUUAAGCUAGUGUGUGUGAAGAGUUCUCCGACUCCACAGUUCAGCUUUUAGAGAAUACAGUGGUCUCUACAAAGCUACAGCAGAGUUCUCCAGACUGUUUGUCUGCUGUUUUAUAGAGAACAUUUCUUCAGCUUAAUACGACUCGUGAUGCAGGAGUUGCACAUCGGAGAGCAGAGCGUCCCACACAUGUCCUGAGAUUCAACAGUAAUGGCAUUCUGGGAAAAUGGGAUUACAAAUAGCAAAGAGAUUAUGGAGAGGGAGAGAAAGAAAAUGCACAACAAAGAAUAUUAUCUCCAUUUUGCUAAUGGAGACUCAAGAAAAAGAUGUGAUGGCAGGUGUUUGCUUUUUAUGUGCGGCACCGAUAUUUCACAGAGAUCUGAAAGAUUGCCCGACCGAACAAACAGAAAUGGCUUUUUCUUAAUAGCACAACGGCAUAAUGUACUCUUCCGGAAUACCAAUACCUUCGUGCAGGAGUAUAGAAGGCAUGCCUGCCAUCUUAAGGAGGCUGUAGGAGAAACGCUCUGCUCCCAGUCCGCCCAUGUGUCAGCACAAACCAGGAGUCAGCUAUACCAAGAGAGAACGUGUGUGUGUGUGUGUGUGUGUGUGAUCAUCAUUAGCUGCUGUUGCCGGGCAAAAAGUGGUCCUAUAGCCUGGAGUUUUCUCCGUCUUCAUGCAGCAGCGUGUCCCCCGUACGGGACUCCAGGAGCUCGACCCAUCGCUAAUUAGCCUCGUACUCUUUUUCCCCCUUUUUUCUUCGGAGGCAGUCAUCGUUUUCCACCUCCUCUAUCCUUCGUCGUCAGUAUAAAAAAAUACCGAACCACCGUUUUCCCGCCUCGUUUGCAUGAGUUGUCCUCCCUCCCUCCCUCACACCUGCAUCCUGCUCCGACUCCGAUCUGGUGCUCUCUCGUCGUCUUAGGCUCUCGCCUACUCGCCUCCCAAAUUGGCAACACGCAGGCUGCGAUCUGCAACAUGACAUCGUGCCCCCUCGUGCUGAUUCUGAGCCGUUUCACGAAUCCAAAACAAAGGCCGUACUCGUGACGCCCGGAGGAGCAGGCGGGAACGCUCUGGAGCGAGUCUACCGCCGUGGCGCUCAUUGUCCUCUAUUACUGAGGACGGCCUUGUUGCCAUGGUGAAUAAACACGGGCCCUACUCCCUGACACCUUUUAGGGGUUUGCCCGCGUGUGUCGGGAUGAUCUUGUUUUGCUUUCAUCGAAACUAAGUUUAUGCAAUCAUAUGUUGAAUGUUUUUGAGGUGAACAUGUAUCUAAAGCGCCUCAAUGCAGUAACCGCCACUCAUCUGGUGCCUCGAGUCCAGAAGCCCUGAGAGGAAGUGAGAGGAAAGGAACCUGCUGACGUCUAAACUGUGCUCUGUGUUUGUGACUUGAGAACAGGGGGAUAAUCUUUCCUUUUAGUUACUUGUUUGUUCAUUUAAAAAAGUUCUAGCAGGUGAUGUGUGUGUGUGUGUGUGGCUGAAUUGCACCACUGCCCCAUGUUCUGAAGAGCACUCAAAUAUUCAGGUGGGUUCCCAUAACUUGCUAAGAAGAAAUCUAUAUAUCUACCUGCCAACACCUUAUUUCCUUGUCUUUACGGAUAAAUUCGGGUCAAAGUGUAACUCAGAGAAAUGAUCCAGUUCAGUCAUAAACACAGAAGAGAAAACGAGCUCCAUCCGACUUGGAGAAUCUGAAUUAGUUUUGGUCCUCACUUGCCUCCCAGGGCUCCCGUACUCUAGCAAGAGUAUUCAGAUCCUCCAAAUUGCUUUUAAACUUGUGAAGUAAAAGUACAGCACACAUGUGGGAGAUGCCUCAUCCUUUACCCGUCGGUCCUCUGGAUAGCUCCACGGGGUGAAGCUGAUAUGAGCGGUCCUUCUCUGUUGAAUACAGAUCUGGAGACUUUACCUCCUUCUUCUCUGGUGUGGGUGGAGGUUCUUCCUCCACUGCGUUUAAAAGAGAGAGUCAGUGCUCGGUUGUCGUGAAGCUGCAGCCAUUCCACAUUGGUCCUCGUGUGUUAGGAAUAUCAGUAGUUCAGAGUUACUCUCACAGCCUGUCUCCCCCCCGAGUGUAGAGGAGAACCGUGGCUCAAUUACUCAUCACAGACCAGCACACACACACACACACACACACAAUGCAGUGGGAGAAUUGCUCAAGCUGCCCCCCACAUGAGCGAGGCCCUGUGCUUUUUAAUUGAUGCUUCGGUUCACCUUUGAUGAGAGCUAUCGAUUGGCCACACACACCAGCCAGCCAGCCAGCGCCGCCCUCCUGGAGUCCAAACAGCUCCUGGAGAAAAUCCAACAAUCACUCGGAAAUGAUCUACCAAAUUGUUGAGAAAUAGCCAGCACAGAGAGUGCGUUAGGCACAGGAUUAAUAUAUCAAAUAAAAAGAGGAACUAUUUAUUGGGACAGCAGAGCGGUUUUUGUUUUGUUUAUUGGUUAGUUUUCUCUUUCCGUGGUUUCUGUUGUUGUUUUUUCACCUCUUUGUUCCAGCGCCGAGGAGGACAUGGUCACGCCUCGCACACGCUGCUCGGUGUGUGUGAUCUUUGAGAAACUAUCUGUACAUCUGUGGAUUUUAGGAUUUGACUUGGGUUUUAUGAGUUGCUGUUUUUUUUGUUUUUUUCUCUCUCUCUGAUGAAGCUUUCAAUAAAAAAAAUGUGGGAAAAAAAGCA
Messenger RNA from Pseudoliparis swirei, 8762 nucleotides. RefSeq names its product RNA binding motif, single stranded interacting protein (gene rbms3). The coding region runs from base 1070 to 2326 and encodes 418 amino acids. Gene Ontology annotation, molecular function: mRNA binding. Gene Ontology annotation, cellular component: ribonucleoprotein complex; cytosol. The record is from RefSeq and is a predicted model, not a curated record. The transcript is spliced from 17 exons. Lineage: Eukaryota; Metazoa; Chordata; Actinopteri; Perciformes; Liparidae.